AUGAGGUGUAUCAAGAGAAUCACCAAUGGCUUCCUGUUGUCUGACAAAGUUAGAGGAGCAUCAGAUUCCGAGGAGGACAGACCCACACAGCCCUCUAAAACCACCCCGUGGGAGCAGCAGCCAAAAGUCCAGGACACCCCAGAUCAGAAGGACGACUCUGGAAGAAAGGAAGAAGGGAAUGAGCUGGAAGAGGAUGGCAAAUGGAUCACCCAACCCACAAAAGAAGACAGAAAACUGCAGAAGGAGAGACGCCGGCAGCAGACCAGUAACCGAGACCGUGGCUCCCCCAGACAACUGCACACACGAUGGAGAGACUCCAGCUUUGACAGGGAAGCAAGUGGAAAAAUCAGAGGAAAGCGGGAGGGUCAAGACAGAGAUGACUGGGGCUGGGAGGUCAAGUCUAACGUGAGUGCUCCAGCUGGCAUCGCGUCUACAGCGAAACCUCGAGAUGCCGUCCGCACUCCAACAAGAGAGGACAAACCAAGGGCUACAACCACUGUCAACCAGAUUAGCAUAGCACCCUGGGCACAGAAGGCACCAGUCUCUGUGACAGUAAGCACAACCACAAGUACACAGUUAGGGGUCUGGGCAUCCCCACCUCACAGGCAACAUGCCCCUCCUCAAAGUGCACCAACAAAUGCUGCAAAACCAUGUGGAAAGGAUAGGAAAACAUAUGAAAAUAAAGCAACAGGCACUGAUGAUCUUGACAGUGGUAUUGACUUCUCUGUCAUGACCUUCCGAGACGAAGACCUCAGCGGUACAGAGGUUCAAGUAAAGGCUCCAACCGACCAAAAGAAAAAGAAAGAAAACUCCUCAACCCAAGCCAAUCUACAAAGCAAAAACACACACUGUCAAAUAACCCUCAACAGCCCUACCAAAAAGGACAUGCCAGUAAGUGACGCGAAUGACAGAAAUCUACAGAAACCUGCACGGAUGAAUCUGUCAAUACAUGGCUUUAGUAGUGAUAUUAGUGAUAGUGAGAGUGCAAAUAGCCAUAGCCCAGUGAUAGAAAAACAGGAUGUAGAAGGUAGUGAGAAAAAGGAAGCCGAGUGUGGGAAAAGUGGGGAGUGUAGUCAAGGAGAGGAAAUAGAAGUAGAGAGCACCGGAAAACUAAGUGCCUAUUCAGAUCCUGUAUCAGGGAGCUGUUGGAGGAAGAACCGAAGGCCGUUUCGAACUAACCACGAGAAGGUUCAGGCUUGGCGGAAUAGAAGCCGCAGGUACCUUGCCGUCCAGCCUCCGAGAGAAAAUGGCUACCACCACGACGGAGAUGCCGCCUCCACAGAAAGCGACAGUUCGCAGCGGAGCAGGAAGUCCAACCGGAGCGUGCACAGCAAUGCUAGCAGUGGCGGCGACCGCAGGGGCCGCUAUCGGAAGAGGCGGAACAACUACCAUGCCCGAUGGAACGGGAACGUUGACACGUGGGUGGGAGAUGGCGGCUGGUUCCCUGCAGAGCCGCCCUGGGGGAUGGUUCCUGCCCCCGCCCCGGUGUGGACUGACCACUCCAACAUCAUGCCUGACUGGCAGAGGAUGGAGUAUGGAUGGCUGGAACCACCACAGCGGGGGAGGGAAGGGAGGGGUGGCUGGGUGGAGAAUGGGAGGAACUGCACAGGAUCACAUAGUGCCUCUGCUCAAGCAACUCAGGGGACACAGGUGCCAAAUCACAAUGAGUGGAAAGAUAUCCAACUUGACCAUGCUCUUCUUGAAGACUGGCGUAAGCGCCUUGAGAAACAAAAAGAUUGUAGGAAGUCUGAAGCUUCAGAAACAGAAUCUCAAACGACAGAGAAAACCAUCAUCGAAAAUGGUGACCCCCACUCGAGUGAACACGACUCCAGUACAGAGAAAGUGCUGACCAGUAGCACAGAGUCUCAAACCAGCAGUGACGAGUUCCAAGCUCAGACAGAGUCAAGGCCAACAAAAACCCGCUCUACAGAAUGCCAAACCAGUGAGACGGGUUCCAAGGAGUGUGAAACACACUCUGUAGAGUGCCAGGUAGGCGGCAACGAGGCGGAUGAAAAGACUGAGGAAAACUUGAAAGAAGCUGUCCCAGAGAAGAAGGAGCCAAGGAGAAAGUUGAAAAAUUCGAAGAAGUCAUCAUCUGCCAAUUCUUCAAAGUGUCCGCCUCGUGAAGCAUCGAAGGAGGCUCCAGAUGGUAGCACUCAGUCUGAAAAGGAAGAGAAGCCAAAAGAGUUGCUACCGGAUAAAGAAAUCCUACACAUCGAGGACCAAACAGGGACACAGACCCAAGACAAUGAUGAGAAUAGUGGCAAGGCAAAGGAAGAUGUCGAAGAGACAAGUGACAAUGAUGAUACUUGGACAGUUGUUCUGAAAACACGGGGCAAGAGAGUCAAGCACAUACAUGUUGUAUCAGCUGCAAAAACAAACAAAAUAGUAGAAGCAGAGACAAGAAAUGAGGCUGAUGGUGGAGAAUCACUACACGGCACUGGCACAAAUGGUGUCAGCAGCCCUGCAAAAGGGGACCAGGAGACAAAGGUCCAAGCUGUGCAGCCAAUGGAACCCAAGAGUGAGUUGUCUACCCAGGGUACAACAGCUAACAAGCAGGUUCCUAAAGUGAAGACAUUUGCCAUGGUUGCUGCUGGCAUCUGCACAGAGAGGAACACAGACCCUCCCCCUCCUCCUCCCCCUCCUCCCCCUCCCCCUCCUUCUCCUCCUACCCCACAGCCAGCACCCAUGGAAACACCAAGCAAGAAACCUGAUCAUGAAACAACAACUGAAAAGGUUGUGAAGAAGGCAGAGAAUAAGCUGGAGCCCCUGACGUUGGGAGGGUCAGGUCCCCUGAGCUGGGCAGAUGAGAUGGAGAUGGAGGAGUCCCUGCAGACAAAAUCCCCGGCCACAAGUCCCACCAGCACCUCCCCCCCACCUACCACACCCUGGGGGACCAACGCAUGGCCACAGAGAGCUCCAGAUGUAACCUCCAUAGAAACUUCUGUGAUGGCCCAGCAGAAGACCAAGCUGCGGACGGGAAAGGGCGCAAACUUCCUGGCCAUCGACAUCAGUCCUGACGGCAACUGGGUCGAGGACAAGCCGGUCAAGAAAAAGAGAAAGCCGCGCCGCGAUGAAAACUUUGCCGUUAAGACUGCUGCUUAAUGUGAUUGUGAUGAAGUGUGUAACAUGACAGUCACUUGACCUCAGAUUGUGCAAAAACCAGCUCAGCUAUUCUACUUUACAUACAGCAUGGUCACAUUCAUCGCAGGUCAUCGUACAAUUUUUUUCAAAUUAUUGAGAAGGCUGUGACAGAGCCAAUUGCCAACAAGGUUCAGAGUGAGACAGCAUUUUCUGUAACAAGACAGCUGAAUUUUGCAAGACGCAUUACACGACUGUCUGAAGAAUGCCCUCAGUUUUGCAAUCGUACGAUGAUGCGACGUAUGUAACCGAGCUCUUAGUUACAGAAGUGUGUGAUAAGGGAAGUCUGACACCAUACGCAUAUGAUGUAUGUGUCAGUUGUGAGGAUUUCUUUGUGCGUAACCCGUAAUCUACAAACAAGGUGAUGAAAAGGUGUUUCAUGUAUAGUCAUUAUAUACUCUCGAAGGCUGGACCUAUUGCGAAUGUGCUACAUUUAAACUUCAUGCGGUGUGCCACUUGGACGAUAUUUAAAGGAUUCUCUAUUUAAAAGGCCACUAGCUGUCAGAAUGAAAGUUACUCAGAUGCAUUGUGAUUGUCAGAGCUGUGUGAAAAGUUUGUGUAUUCUGGCAUUGGUGUUGCUGACUGUGUAUAGGAGCAUUGCUUCAAAAACAGUGCAGGAAAUAGAAUUUAUCCAAGAUGAUGAUGAAAAAUGCUGGCUUGAAGAGUACAUAUCUCAGAACAUGUUGCUAAGUCAUUUUGAAACCUCUCUACCUAAAUACAAGAACAUUCCACCAAGAUGAAGCUUCUGACUUGGAAUGGGUCAUAAUAUUAGGAACAUCUUUCCAAAUCUCCAUUUCUUAAAAUUAAAGCUUUAUUUUCCAAUGAUCAAGGUAUAUAUAAUAAUAACUUCACAUGCAGAAUAUUACGUUCACUAGCCACAAUGUGGCUAUCAUGAUUUUAUGGUAUUCUAAAUCCAGAGGUUUAUAGAGUAAUUAGAAGUCAACUAUAUUUUGCUGUUGUUACUACAAUUCAUGAAUUCAUGUUUCAUUCGUGUGGAAGACAAGAAGCUGACUUAUCAUUCUAAGAUAAUGCCUAAGGUCUAGACUCUCCUCAAUCCUCUAAUACUUAAACAGGGAAACCAGUUGAUGUUUGACAAAGCUUAGCUAACAUUAUAUUGUAGGGCUCAGAACAAUUGUCUGUUACAACUUCACUUCAGUUGGACCACUUUCACUCUAUCUGUGACACAUCAAACUGCCAGUCAUUAUGAUAUAGUUUUGGAUUGAACAUCUACUUCUUGCAAUCAAUUCAAUCUAGAUAUGGCUGCCAAAGUCUGUGUACUUUGAAAAAUGUUUAAAUCUAAGGGUGACAUUUGUUUUAACAAUAAAUAUUAGGUGUCAGAUUAGUGGGCAUUUGAACUAGAUAUGCUCUAUAUACUGCUUUUACUAAAAGAAACAAACACUUUCAAAUUAGAUGAAACUGCCAUAAAUGCUGCACUCUGUCCAAAAGAUUUUUGAAGCGUCAAUGAUCUAGGCCAGUCAUGUGCAUCACUCAAUGUGAUGGGUUAGCAAAGUCAACCAUUUCUAGUUUUAGAAGUUUGAUCUCUUAGCACUAUGUCUGAAGUAGCCAAUGAUGAAAUACAAGAAGUCAAAACAUUGUUUUAACUGUUAAGGGUUGCAAGUUUAAGUAGAGGAAUUAGUACUGAAUGCUGGGUAUAAGAAGGAUACAGGACACCUGGACCUUCAAGUCAUAAAUGUCUCAAAAGACCCCCCUCCAUCUGGGAGGUAGUAAUCUGCAGAAUUUUGUUGCAUAAGAAAAUCACAACAAUUACUGUGCCAUGGUCAUGACUGACAAGGUUACUAUACAUUGUACAUCUUUCAAGUCACCUUGCAAUUCAGACCAACUUUUGUAUUGCUGUUGACUUGGUGUCAUUCUCAAAGACGAUGUACACUCCAGAGAGGUUGAUGUAGUUGAAGAUGAAAAUUGUAGAGUGUAGUUGAUUUAGCUUCUUGAUGUAGAUGUUCUUGGACUGUUCUACUAACUGAGGUAAGGGGGAUGUACUGGUAACAGGCGAAUUGACUUUUCAAAAAAGUGAACUGAAAAAAAAAUAUUUGUGAGUCUAUCAAGUUGUACCCACAAUCAAGUCAUUAAUGUCAGAGUUGAUCCCCCUUGUCUGACUAGGAGUGGAACUGUGCCAUUGGUAGCCAGAUUUCUCACUGAUGUACAUUUUGUGGACAGGUGAAAAAAAGAUACUGCAAAAAAGAGCUGCUUCUAUUUUUGUAAACUAUCUCUGAGCCCCUCUCCUCAAAUUUGCUACAAGAGUACAUUUUGAUGGAAAAAACUACCCAAAUUAUAAAGAUGGUCUCUACAUCCCAGGUGCAAUGUUGUUGUUCUUGUAUAGUGUAAAUGUCAGCAAUCAUGGCAAAUAUAGUGUCAUGACUUUGUAUUUUUGUGCAAGAUUGAUGGUUUUUGGACCUCCAGUGUUUUUGUCGAUGUGGCCGAUGUGGUGAUUAUGAUACAUAUCAGUGUUUAGUAAGUUCUGUGGCAAAAGUCAACAUGUUUCUGAAAUAUCAAAAUAUGUGUAAUAUAUAAAUAUAUAUAUAUAGACAUAUUAUAUAUAUGUGCGUGUUUAAAGUAUAUAGAUAUAUAUAGAGAGAGAGAUGUUAAUGUGAUUUAAUGCAGGCUGAAUGCAAACAGUGUCAGUGUCAUAAACACCUUUAUCCUAACCUAUUCAAUGUUAUAAUUGUGGGUCAUUCAAUGCACAAUGAUUAGAUAUGAUGUUGUAUUGUCUAUUUAUAUUAUUACAAAGUAUAUGUGGAUUGAGGCCGGUGGAAAUGCUAUACAUGUAUUUGUUAAUAUUAUGGAUAUUGUGUAUCCUGCUUGGUAUAAACAAAACAAUCUCAUAUAAAUAUGAUUUCAAAAUUUUAUUGAAGUAAAGUCUGUUUUACACAACCAGUCAUGCUUUUAUAACCAACAUUCAUCCAUGCAUAAAGAAUUUAGCUCACUGCAAUUUUACUGCUUGCUGCAAGGUGGUGUUGUGGCAAGAGUGCAGUCAAAAACAUGACUGAGUUAUGUUAAAACAACUUUACUUUCAAAUAACGUAUGGACCUAUUCAUGGAGAGAUACAUAUGUAGUUGUUGAUGGGCAAGACACUCAAAUGUUACUCAAGUGAUUGUAUUUCCUUAUUCAUUUGUCAUGACAGCCAUCACAAUUUUGAGGGACUGUCAAAGUACAUGUACAUGUUUGUUGGUAAAAUAUUGUCAAGAACUGAGUGGACCUAUUAUAAAUCAACAUGGGAAUUCAAGGUGUAAUGGGACAUGAAUAGAGAGGUGGGCUAUGUAGAUCUGCAAUCGUCUGAAUUCUGGGAACAAUUGCACAAUGAGUUCAGUAUUAUGAUUAUUUAAUUUUUAAUAUAGAAACAAGGAAAUUAAACCUAUUUGAAUUGAGAUCGUGCCAGAAUCAGAUACCAUGGUCAUGGUGAAAAGAAAGAUUUGGACAAACAGUUUUGAACUUUUUUUCAGCAUGGUAUUUAUAUUCUUUAUGAUUUCAGUAAUGUUAUAAUGAAUGACCAAGCAGUGUCACUGCAACCAGGCUUUGAUAACUGAACCAAAAUGAUGUGAUCUCACUAGCAACUCUGGACAUAUAUGGCAGUUUUGUGGGACCAAACAAGACAACGCACUUUUAAGCCCACUAAUGAUGCCAGGUCUUGGAACUUAAGUGUCUAGAACUAAUUUACUGUAACAUACAAAACCCGAUUCUGAAAUAAUUCUGUUUAAUGACUGCAGUGUAUAUGUAGCUGCUUUCUGAUUGCUAACCACGGAGGGUGUUAAGCUGUCAAAGGCAUUGAUUAGCUGGUAUACAUUAAUUAACCAGUUACUUUUUAUGUUGUAUGGUAUUUUUGGACAGUGGGGUGGUGUAGGUAGGCCUUGGCCUGAAUGAAUCUUCAGUCCCCAGCACCUGACUUUUAAAAUGCAACUUGAAUCAUGUAAAUCAUACAGAGGAAACCAGAAGCUUUUUCUGUUUUCUUUCCGGAAUUCCUGAGCUAUUUUAUUUGUUCAAUGGGAAAUAUAUAUAUGAUGGGAAAAAAUUGUGUUCUGAUCAUCUAAUCAACAAGAAAUUUGCUGAUAUUUACUGUUUUGGAAGAGAGGACACAUAGGUGUAUGAUUAUAAUCCAGAUUGCGGAGAAACGUCAUUUUUGGCUGUCAUUGGACUUGGUAUUGUGUAUUGCUUGAUGAUAAUAAUAUAUGUACAUCAGGCAUGGCAUUGGGUGUGUAGACAGAUACUCCAGUUGGUACCAUACAACAUGUGGAAGGGGAGCUUUGCAAUAUUGUGGUUCAUUUAACAUCCACUGUUCAGGCCACACCAAUUUGAUUUAUUGGUUCUCAGAUUUCUGUAGGACAUCAAUGAAUGCAGUAGGCAGGUAGAAACAAAUAGUUCUAGGCAUCUUGUGACAGUCCCAAAUACUACCAUGGAGUCAAAACCUACAUACUAGGCUGGUUUAAAUUCAAACAACAAAUUUUGAACUUUCAUUUAAAUGGAUGCAUUGUUAAAAACCAGGAACAUGGACUUUCUUCAUCUGUUGUAUGAGGAUUUGAGGGUUGAUUCCAAACCUGAAUGGUAUGUGUCCAUUUUUGUUUUUGGAAAACAGAAAAAAGGUGGGAAAGUUGGAAAACAAGAAAUCAAAUUGGUGUAUCCUCAUUUAGCAGUGGUUAGGACAUUGUGAUUAAAGAAAUCUUGUACCUACAUUCUUUGUCCAUGCAAUGCGUAAUCUUCUUUAGAAGAAAUCCUGCUAUCAUUCCAAAUCCUUCAUAGUGAGAACUGCUAAGAAAACAUAAUAUAAAAUAACAUCAACAGGACCAAAGUUACCCAAGAUGAAAUCAUUACCAAGAAUACAAACAACUGUACCAAAACUAUGUUGAUGAAGCAACAUGGCCAGGUACUGUCACCACAUUUGUAACUUAUAAACACCAAUGAUAGGUUAGAUGACGCUUACAAUUGACAACACAAUGUUUUUGCUUUGCAUGUAGAUACCUGUGUGUGAUCAUUAAACAGGACCUGGUAAAACAUGGACAGGAUUGGAAUAAUUGAUCAUUAAAUCCAAGAGGAUUUGCAUUACUGUAAGUUGAAUCUCUGCAUAGCUACAUUCAACCACUUUUUAAUGCACCUUAUAGGGCCAUGUUAAAGAACCUGUGCUGCAUACUUCGUGGAACAACAUAUAGGAUAUGUAACGCGAUGCAUUACCUUGCAUGUGAACAAGAACUCUCACUGUGGUGGACAUACUCAUAAUACCUACUCAGAUAAGCUUGUAUUGGUUGUCAGUGCAAACAACAUUGCUUCACAGGGCUGUUGUAAGUUACGUUGUUUCUGCCAGUGGUUAGAGUGUAUGAAGUGUUUCCAAGCUGUUAUGAUGACAUCUCGGAGUAAACAGAAAUGCUGAGACUUUCAAAUAUAAGUUGUGGAAAUAAACUG
Messenger RNA from Branchiostoma belcheri (Belcher's lancelet), 8547 nucleotides. RefSeq names its product actin cytoskeleton-regulatory complex protein PAN1-like. The record is from RefSeq and is a predicted model, not a curated record. Lineage: Eukaryota; Metazoa; Chordata; Leptocardii; Amphioxiformes; Branchiostomatidae. The transcript is spliced from 9 exons. Bases 1 to 3105 code for a protein of 1034 amino acids.